Messenger RNA from Formica exsecta, 1663 nucleotides. Its product is annotated as myb/SANT-like DNA-binding domain-containing protein 3. The transcript is spliced from 6 exons. NCBI's taxonomy places the organism in Eukaryota, Metazoa, Arthropoda, Insecta, Hymenoptera, Formicidae. The coding region runs from base 664 to 1452 and encodes 262 amino acids. Gene Ontology annotation, cellular component: nucleus. The record is from RefSeq and is a predicted model, not a curated record.
AUGUAUUUUAUUUAUAAUUAUGGUGAUAUUAAUUGAAUAUGUAUAUAAUUAAUUAAAAAUGACAGAUUUCCUAACCCAAUAAAAUUUAAAAAAUUUUAUUAAUUCUUCCAUAAUAAAUAUCUUGAAUCGUAUCUUGACUAGAUAAGCAAUCAUUGGCUAUUAUCUACAGGAUUUUUAGAGUCUUGAAGAAUUUGGUUGAAAUCUCUAGAAAUCUUAUAACUAAAAUAUUAACCCAACACGUAAGAUAAUCUGCACGUGUGAAGCCAAAACUAGUAACACUCUUAUGAUUGGAACAUGUAGAAUACUUUGCUAAACAGCACGCAACGAAUCAAUUAACAAAAUCAGUACGAAAAAUCGUACCGUGUGCCGCAGGCUUUACAUUUGUCGUACGACAAACUUAUUAAGCGCAUUGAGGGCCGGUUGUUCCAUCUUCCGAUAAAUCUCAGCUUACUUGACAGAUUACUACCUACAGGUUACCAGCAGCCUAAGAGAGAUAUAUCACGAUAAUUACUUCCGGAAACGUGUAUUAGCAACUUCAAGUGGGUGCAUGCUGUACUAUAAUAUAACUUCUCACUGGAUGCAUGUAAUAUCAACAAUCCUAACCGUUAUUAUUUUCUGGCGGAGUGUUAUUACCCAUUCAUAUAAAAUAAUAAUAGAAUUCAAAUGGCCGAACCAAAAAAGAGAGAAAGAGGUUCCAAUUUCUCUAAUAAAGAAAUUGAAUUAUUGGUCCUCAUUAUACAAGAAUUUAAAAAUAUAAUAGAGUGCAAAAAAACAGAUGCUUUAACUUGGCGAGAUAAGGAUGCUACAUGGGAAAAGGUAGCUAAAGCAUUUAACUCUAGUUCUGGCGAAGUAUUCCGAUCUAAAAAAACAUUGAAAGCAAAAUAUGAGGAUAUUAAAAAAAGCAUCAAAAAGAAAUUGGCCCAUAAUAGAAUGGAACAGUUUAAGACUGGUGGAGGUAAACCAGAAAUUCGGCCCUUAACUGGUAUUGAAGAAAGUAUCCUUUCGAUGCUGCCAUCAUCCAUAGAAGGUCUACCAUCUAUAUGGGAUAGUGAUCAAUCAUUAGAAACCUGCAAAGAAAAUGCAACAAUUGCAGAUAUAGAGAUGAAUUCCACGGGAACAAACAACAAUAUACAUGUUGAUAAUAUACAUCUGGAGAUAAAUAGCCCUACAAGAUCACUUGACACAGAAAUAGACAUAGAUUUCUUAAUGAAUAAUGAAAACAAAGAAAAUAAUGGAGAAACUAAAACGUCAGACAAUGAAGAAAAUAAUAGAGGAUGUAAGAAGAAAAGAAAUACUACUGGUGGUAUAACUACUAAGGAAACUGGUGUUUCUAUAUUGAGAAAAACAAUAGCGCCAGAACUACGCACUAAUAAAAGAUUGAAGAAAAUGCAUCAGCAAAUUCCACAUGAAACCUCAGAUCGAGACCAAGACAUGAAAUCUGAAAUUAAAUGAAGAACGACUAAAGGCCGCUACAGUUGAAAAAGAAAUAAGGGUCCUGCAAAAACAGAUAAAGGAAGCUGAAUUAAAAAUAUUGCUCAAAGACAGAUUGAUUCAUAUAUAACCUUUUUUUAUUUAUUAUAUUAAUAUAUAUUACAUAAAAUAGAUGUUAAGGUUAUGCUAUAAUAGUUUAUAACAUGUUACAACAUAAAUAUUUCAUUCCUGA